CGCCCUUAACUUUUUUGUUUCGACUGGCUGACGGAAUGGAUGUCGGCGCUGGUGGCGGCGGACUGUGGCUCCGGCCCCAAGGGGGACGGCUCGCUCCCUGUCCGGUAUAAGUGAGGCGUCCGCCACGUUGGAAUGGCGUCGCCGCUUCGUCCCGGCUGCAGCGUCUUUUGUUGACCUUGACCUUGUCGUCGGCAUCUGCAUCCCUCGAUUGGAUGCUUUGGGUUUUUGCGCGCCGGGUGUGAAAAGGGCAGACAUGUCUUAUCGGGGUUGCAACGCUGCUGCUACCGCACGUCUUCCGCACCGACGACGCUCCUCGUCGACCUCGUCGUAGCUCGCCGCCGUUGGGUUGGCCUCUCUCAUCAGCGGUCAGCGACAGGUGCAGCAAUCGACGCACUUGGGUAUCCAGCACAAGCGCGCGGAACCAUGGCCACCGACAAGCGCACCGACGAGCCCGUCCUGCCGACCACGGCCGCGGCGACGGGCUCCUCGGCCGGUAUUGCGCCGCCACGGACCAAGAAGCCUGAGGCCUGGUGGGCGAUUCACCCCUUCCGCGGCAUGGUCAGUGACCUGCGCCGCCGCGCGCCCUACUAUGCCAGCGACUGGCUCGAUGCGUGGGACUAUCGUGUCGUCCCGGCCACCGUCUACAUGUACUUUGCAAACAUCCUGCCUGCGCUCGCCUUUUCGCUCGACAUGUUCCAGAAGACGGGCUCCAACUACGGUGUCAACGAAGUCCUGCUGGCCUCUGUCCUCGGCUCCGUCGUCUUUUCCCUCUUUGCUGCCCAACCGCUCGUCAUUGUGGGCGUCACAGGCCCCAUUACCGUCUUCAACUAGUCCGUUCCGCUUGUCCUUGUUUCCAACGGUAACCCAGACUGACCUGUGCAGCACCGUCUACGACAUAAUGAAGGACUCGGGGGUCGACUACAUUUGCUUCAUGGCCUGGAUCGGCAUAUGGUCACUUAUCCUCCAUUGGAUCCUUGCCAUCACCAACUCGUGCAACUGGCUGCGCUGGGUUACCCGCUUCCCCUGCGACAUCUUUGGCUUCUACGUCGCCUUCAUUUACCUGCAAAAAGGCAUCCAGGUCCUCACUCCACUCGGCGGCGCGGCCCCAUUCUAUCUCUCCCUCGUCGCCGCCCUCCUCGUCUUCAUGGUCGCCUACGUCUGCGGCCAGCUCGGCACCAGCAGCCUGUUUCGUCACCCAGUCCGCGUCUUCCUCAAAGACUACGGCACGCCGCUCACCCUCAUCUUCUUCACCGGCUUCGUCCACAUCGGCAGGAUGGACAGCGUGCCCCUCGAGCGCCUGCCCACCGGCAUCGCCUUUGAGCCCACGAGUGGCAGAUCCUGGCUCGUCCGCUUCUGGGAUCUCAGCGUCAGCGACAUCUUCACCGCCCUGCCCUUUGCCAUUCUGCUUACCAUUCUCUUUUGGUUUGAUCACAACGUCUCCUCCCUCAUCGCUCAGGGCAGCGAGUUUCCCCUGCGCAAACCCGCCGGUUUCCACUGGGACCUAUUCCUGCUCGGCCUGACCACCGGCGUGGCAGGUAUCCUCGGCCUACCGUUCCCCAACGGCCUCAUCCCCCAGGCACCCUUCCACACCGAAUCGCUCUGCGUGACCAAGGCCGUCCGCGCCGACGAGGAGGACGAUGACAAGGUCAAGGAUCGCUCAGCGACGGCCUACGCCUUUGAAGCCACUCAUGUCGUCGAGCAGCGCGUGUCCAACCUCGCCCAGGGCCUCCUUACCCUCGGCACCAUGACGGGUCCCCUCCUCGUCGUCCUCCACCUCAUCCCCCACGGCGUCCUCGCCGGCCUCUUCUUCAUCAUGGGUUUUCAGGCCCUCGAGGCCAACGGCAUCACCGCCAAGCUCGUCUUUCUCUCACGCGAUACGGCCCUCACCCCGCCGUCGCAUCCGAUCCGCGCCAUCAAGCGCCGUGCCGCCGUCUGGCUCUUCGUGGCCAUUGAGCUCAUCGGCUUCGGCGCCACUUUUGCCAUCACCCAGACCAUUGCCGCCGUCGGCUUCCCCGUCUUCAUCCUCGCCCUCAUCCCCGUCCGCACGCUGCUCCUCCCACGCAUCUUCCGCCCAGAGGAGCUCGCCGCGCUCGACGCCCCCACCGCCUCUGACUUUACCAUGGAAGGCAUCGGCGGCGCCUGGGGCGGCAGCGGCAGCGGCGGCGACACGGCCAGCGGCGACGACACCGCCGUGUCGACCCGCAUGCCCUCCCCGUCGGAGCCCCUCUCGCGCGACACCCGCCACCGCGAUAGCGUCUUUGCUGGCCCGGGCGGCCCGCGCAAGAGCCAGGAGGACCUCACCGAGAUGGGACACGCCCAGAGCGGCCAGAGCACGGCGACGCGGCGCAGAAGCGUCGGCCGCCGGGCCGCCGGCGCAUGCAGGGGGAGCUCAUCGCACACUCAGGGACCAGCGCCUCUCUAGCACGCACGCAGUAUCUCGGGGCUUGGGAAGAACUGGACACAUCUGGACAUUUUUCACAUGAGCGGGCGAUAUAGUAUACCCAGAGGCCGCGGCCUCUUUGAUCUUGCAAAUUAGAAACGCCCUGGAUAAGCGACAUAUAACGUGCGGCGCUUAGACCCCAGAAGUAAUACAUGUAUCCAUGGC
Messenger RNA from Purpureocillium takamizusanense, 2605 nucleotides. RefSeq lists its product as uncharacterized. Lineage: Eukaryota; Fungi; Ascomycota; Sordariomycetes; Hypocreales; Ophiocordycipitaceae. Gene Ontology annotation, biological process: monoatomic ion homeostasis; borate transport; transmembrane transport. The coding region runs from base 590 to 2422 and encodes 610 amino acids. The record is from RefSeq and is a predicted model, not a curated record. Gene Ontology annotation, molecular function: borate efflux transmembrane transporter activity; solute:inorganic anion antiporter activity. Gene Ontology annotation, cellular component: fungal-type vacuole; plasma membrane. The transcript is spliced from 5 exons.